This is a messenger RNA of Kalmanozyma brasiliensis GHG001, 900 nucleotides long. RefSeq names its product Copper chaperone SCO1/SenC. The record is from RefSeq and is a predicted model, not a curated record. Lineage: Eukaryota; Fungi; Basidiomycota; Ustilaginomycetes; Ustilaginales. Gene Ontology annotation, molecular function: copper ion binding; copper chaperone activity. Gene Ontology annotation, biological process: intracellular copper ion homeostasis; mitochondrial respiratory chain complex IV assembly. Gene Ontology annotation, cellular component: mitochondrial inner membrane. The transcript has a single exon. Bases 1 to 900 code for a protein of 299 amino acids.
AUGAACGCGCUCUCGGCCACAGUGCGCGCCGCAGCGAUAGCUCGCUCCCAACGGCCCCUCACCCUCCGAAGCAUCUCCACCCUCCCACGCAGCAUCACCCUUCGACCCACGGCACGAGUCGCCCCGGUCCCCAACACCGCCCGCUACUACUCCUCACAACGCGAAGAGUCAGCCAAAGACAAACUCGCCGUGGGUCCCUUCAACCUCCGUGCCGGCCUCCUAUUUCUCGUCACCGGUGCGGGAUUACUCUACUACUUCCGCACAGAAAAAGCCAAAGUGGCCGAACGACGCAAGGCCGAGACCGCCUCUGCCAAGGUGGGACGUCCACGCAUCGGCGGCCCCUUCGAACUGGUGACCUCCACCUCCCACCCUUUCACACACGACGAUCUGCUGGGCAGCUUCUCAUUGGUCUACUUCGGUUUCACCAACUGCCCCGAUAUCUGCCCCGAGGAGCUGGAUAAGAUGGGUGAAGUGGUCGAUCGCAUCGACGCCAAGUACGGAAAGACGGUGAUCAACCCGGUGUUCAUCUCGUGCGAUCCAGCGAGAGAUACCGUUCCACAGCUCGAGAGGUAUAUUGAGGAUUUCCACCCGAGGAUGGUCGGGUUGACAGGGACGUUUGAGGCGGUCAAACAGGCGUGCAAGGCCUACCGAGUCUACUUUAGCACCCCACCAGGAGCCGAUCCAAUGGGAGAUUAUUUGGUGGAUCACAGCAUCUUUUUCUACCUCAUGGAUCCCGAGGGCAAAUUCGUCGAUGCGUUCGGAAGGAGCGUCGAUGCCACAGAGACGGGAGACAAGGUGGAUGCGUAUGUCAAGCAGUGGAUCGAUGCUGGGUUGGAGAUUAAGGAGGCCGAUGCCAGGGAGCGGGUGCAGAAGGAUGGAAGGCAGAAGGUGGGCCUUUGA